CGUAGUUAGUCCGGAACUGGACAAAUUUUUAAAUUUUAUCAGAUAUUUUGUAGAAAAUGUGCAAAAACGUUAUGUUGUUUUAAUGGUAAGUUAUCAUUGGUCUUGAAAUCCGCAAUCAAACAAAGAAUAUGGACAAAGUACACUUAUCCGAAAACCCAAUUUCCGUGGAAGUGAACGAAUCGUUUGAACAACCUUCCUCCGAAGAUGACUUUGAUCUAUUUAUGUGCAUUUGGGAACUGAGCCUUAGCCUUGGUAACUUCAACUACAAUGUGGCCAAGUCAGUGGAGUUCACAAAAGAACACAAUACGCCUGCGAGCGACUCAUUCGAACUGAUUUUGCUCAAUAAUUUGAGGAUACAAUUCGAACAACUGCAGAAGGAAACGGAUCCCGAGGAAUGGACUCUGCACGAUGCACGGGAAGCUCUUUUUAUGCGCCUGUACAAGGAACUGUUGGACCUAGAGUCGGAUGAGGAACUGCGCAAUGGGUACCUGAAGAUCUGCCAUGAACUCUUUGAUUCUGGCCACCCAAAAAUUGAGGGGCGGGAAAAGUCCCACAGUUGUCGAGUGGAACUCAUCGAUCGUUUGUAUGCCCAGGCUCAAAACAUAUUGCAUUGUCUGGUUGGAAAAUCAAACUCAACUUCAAGUGUCGACGUAAAAUCCUCUGACUCCCAUAUUAUUAUGUAUCUGGAGAGUUUAACGUUUAAAAACCAGGCCCAAUUAGAAAGCAUUCCAAAGAAGGACGACAUCACUUAUCCAGUAAAAGAAUUGAGGCCUGAGAAAAGCAUUGCUAAAACCAAUUUAGAGUCCAACAGAGUGAGUUUCGAAAUGAAAAUAGAAGGUAUUCAAUUAAUUGAGGGUGAAAAGGAAAUGAUUAAUUGCCACUCAAGGGGCUUUAAAUUUGAAAUGGGCAUCUCUGUGUUUACUACUCAAAAUAUUAUUUCACCGUAUUUGGUUUUCGGUUUGCCUGUUGAAUUGGCUGCUAAACCAAAAUCGUAUAAUAAUCUUUUGGAAAAAUAUAGUUAUACUCUUAAUGCUACAGAAAAAGAUUUGAUGGAAAUUUCAACUCGCGAUGAUAAUUAUUCCAAUGAUUUCAAUGAUAUUUCCGCUUUGAAUACAUUUGAUAUUUCGAAUAUAUUUGAUGAUCAUGCAAACGUUUCCGCAAAUAUAAGUAAUCAAAGAAGAACGUUUGAUUUGUUUGAUAAAUAUGUAGAUCCAGAUAAGAGGGAAGUAAAGGAUAUAAUUCCGGCGAUAAUUGAGGAAGCUGCUACUCCAAAUAAUUCUGAGAGUACUUUAAAAGCUGCUGCAGACGAUUUCGUCGAUGUUCCUGCUAUUGAUUUGGAUUUUCUUUGUGAGGAAAAAACUUGUGACGGUAACAAUGUUUACGAAGAAUCUGAAGCGAGUGUGGCCGUUAAUUGGGAUCAUACAGAGAGUCCAACAGAUGCGUGUAUAAGCAGUCCCGUAAGUUUCAAUAUUUCUGAAAGACGUUCAGAAAAAUGUUUAUUUGAAGAUGCAUUUAAAAUUCCCAUUAGUGAUAGUUCUUGUAUUUCGAAUACGCCAUCUGAAAAUAUUUUCAAAGAACAUUCUCAUAGCAAUUUGGAAAAAAUAAAAGAGGUAUUUUUACAAUACAAAAGCAAAUUAGACGCGAUAGCUGAAUUAGAAAAAAAAUCCUUUGCAAAAUUGCCUCUUACAGAAGAAAGCCCGAUACUUGAUGUUGGUAAUAUAAAUGAAAACUCGCUGGAAACAGAUUCAAGACUUCAAAAGACAUUGAAAGAAGUAGAUUUCUCAGAGGACGAAAUAAUGACUCAACUGCGACAAACUGUAAGUAAAAUAAAGCUAAAUGUUUUAAAUGAAGUUGACAAGUCCCUGAAAUUGACUCUGUAUAAACCAUCUGAUGUUCUAUUAAGGAAAUCGUCUUCGGAAAAAGUUAAGAUCGUGCCAAAAAACUAUGGACGGGAUUCCAAAUUUACUGAUGGGUUGCGCAUAAAUUCUCCUGGAAAAUUUUCCCCAAGAAAUUAUGUUUUCAGGGAUUCCCCAAAAAAGAAAACAAUAAAGUCUGGCAAUAAAAAGUAUGAUCAGGAAAAGCUUUUACCGAAAGAUAGGGAUGAAAUAAGUAAAAAGGCUGUUGAAAAGGAAUCCCUGAAAACGAUUGAAAAUAAAUGUGAAGAAACGAAAGAUUUAAAGGCAAAUUCACAUAAAUUAGGCAUUGAUAUAUCUGAAAAUUGCUGUAUGAAAAAAAAAUCAACUGAUUUUAAUGCUGAGCUGGACGAACAGAAAAUGUUUUCACCGAUGUUAAGUCAAAUUUCAAAAACGGUUAGCAAAGUUAAGCUGCACAUUUUGAAAGAGGUUGAUAAGUCCUUAUCCGAGGUGGCAGGAAAAAAUAAUGGCGCUAAAGAGAUUUUUUCGGAGAAAAUAACCUGUAAGGAUGAAGUUAAAAGUGAUGUUAUCAAGGGCCACAGUGAAAAUUUGGAACAGUUAAAGGUACUGAAUCUGAGUAAUGAGUUAAACCCAAAAAAAGUAAUUGAGUUUGGUGCUGAGAGGGACGAUCAUGAAAUGCUUUCACCAAUGUUAAGUCAGAUUUUACGAACGGUAAGUAACAUUAAGCUCAACGUUUUAAAGGAAGUGGAUAAAUCACUAUCGGAAUUGACCCUAAUAAAUGUUUCUAAAGAUUUACUAAGAAAACCAUCUAAAUUAUCGUUCACUGAAGAAUGUGCCAAUUUUGUAAAAAAAAAUGAUGAAUCUGUUCCUGGAGGUUUUAAUUUAAGGGAAAAACCCUAUGAAGAACUAGAUAAAAGCGAUGCUACUGAGGAUUUAAAGGCAUCUUAUGUAAAAACUCUAGCUAAUAAAUGUGACAAAACACGUAACUUGGUAAAUGAUGUGGAUAAGUAUGUUCCUGCGGACAAGAAUUUAUGUCAAGGUGAUGGUAAAAGUGAUGGUACAGAACGUUUAAAGGAAUCUUCUGUAAAAACUAUGUUUAAGGAAUGUGAACUAUGUCAAUAUGUAUAUAAAGGCUUAAAUUUAAGUCUGGGGAACUGCGUUGGCUUAGGUAAUUUGAAGGCACCUUCUGAAAAAUCUCCUUUUAAUAGCGAGCAUAGAUUGUUCAUAAAACCUUUGCCCAAAUGGCAGCAUCAACGCCACAUCAUUGCAGCACCUCGUGCUGUAAUAAAGUCCUUCAAAUCGAACCCCGCCUAUCAAUGGAACCCUCACGAGCCAAAUGCGCCCGAUUUCUAUGAACAAUUGGAUCAGUUUUUUGAGAUCACGGGUCAAACUAUGGAUAUUGACGUGCCCUCGAUCGAAUCACGGGUGAGCCUGAUUUUAAACCAAAUUAGUAAGAAAAUGCCAUGGGACAUAAACUACUCUGAUUGGAUGAAUGCGGUGGGAAAAUGCAAAGUGGAACAACUGCUCACUCGCGACGAGAAAAUGGCCUACGAAUCAUUGCGCUUUCAGUCGAGGGACAAAGGUGAUCAGGAUCUAUCUACGGAGUCUCGAUUCACCGAUGCCCUUCACGGAAUGAUGGGCUAUGAGUCGCCCCAUUUAAAGGUUUCAUCGCUAACUGGCUGGCUGCAAUUGCGAUCGCCUCAUCAUCAGGAGAGUAUCAGUGAGUCCUACCUUCUGCUGACUCUUGGCCACUUGGGCUACCUCUAUCGAUCCUUGGGGGAGCAACUGGUAGUACUUGGCCAACAGGGAGAAACUGCUGCUGCUCUCCGAGUAUGUCUGCAGAAGGAGCUCCAGAAUUUCCAACAAUUCUACGAAUUAAGGAAACAAGAACCGAGCAGCCUGCUUGCUCUGCACUGGAAAACUCGAGGAUACCAGCUGCACUUUCAGUGGCUUUUGGAUGUGCUGCACAGAAUUCAGAGUAAAAAGUCCAUUGUGGUAUUGCUGAACGAGGAAUCACGCCGUAGAAUUGGAUCUCAAAGAAACUUAAUGUUAAAGUGGUUGAAUGUGGCCAGUCAACCACUGAUAACAAAGCUUCAUCACUGGCUUCUUAGCGGACAACUGAGUGCUUCGGAUUGCGAUGAGUUUCCAAUUGAGUGCUGUACAAGAGCGGGCAUAGAUGGUUUCUGGCAGAACCGCUAUAGAGUUCGAAAAUCUUUCUCCACUUUUCUGGACCCUCAGCUUAUCGAAACUCUAAUUAGUGUGGGUAAGACCUUGGCUUACACAAAAAAGUUCUUGGGCCUUAGCUUGGAUAUUUCUCUGAUCAGCAAAGAACUUCUUUACUCAUUGAUAGAUGCAUUUAAUAAAUUCUACCGAUACGGAGAUCAGGAACUACUCUAUAAAAUUGUCCAUAAACUGCACUUCGAAAUAUCUAACGAAGUGCUUACACUUCAGGAAAUAAAACCCAAACCACAGGAUCUCUUUUUUCAGAUUCACAAAUACUCAAUGCUUACCGAUUUAAAAUUUACCAGAAAGUUUUUGGAAGUUUUCGAACCCAUCCUUGAAGAACCAGCGAGCUGCUUUAAUAUCGAACUUUUCAACCAAAUGAAAGAUCAAAUGUGGCACCAGCCGAUUCCAAGUUUCUAUAUAGAUAAGGCUGAAGGCGAUGGAGCCAAGUGUUGGUCACUUCUAGUUCUUCGCUGGAAUUUUCCGAACCACUGGAGAGCUCUUCUCGGCGCGGAUGUUAAGGAUUAUGAUGCGAUCUUUGGCGGCUUGUGGAGAUUUAACUAUGUCAACUACGUGCUCAGCGAAAGGAUAGUUCGGCAGCAGUUGCAUUUUCAAAAUCGCAUAGACCUCAAAUAUUUUGAAGAGCUCGAAGGAACGAACAGGUGUUUUGCCCAUCUGAUGAAUAUUGUUCUGCGAGUGAUGAAAGUUUUAAGGCACUAUUUUCUCAGUGAUGUAUUAGAGCCAGCGUUCGCAAGUCUUUUGUUGGCCUGUAAUAAGGCAAAUAGCCUAGACGAAAUCCUGGAGGCGAAUAGAACCUACCUGAAGACCAUCAAAUUAGGGUCCUUGAAAACCAAAGCUCUACGAAAAUCUAAUCAAUACCUAGAUAAACUCUAUAUUGUCGUACUAAAUCUCGAUCAUCAGCAGCAAAAGUUCCAUAGGCUAACUCAGAUUUUAAUGGACGAUGUGAUGGAAGUUGGUGUCACAAAUUCUAGUUGUUGCAAACGUCGAAUACAGGAGUUUCGAUGGUCCUGUGAAAGCUACACGGAUCUCAUCAAGGAGCUGGAAGACAAAUUUCACUUGACAAUGGUCAACUUUUUGUUUAGCCUGCAUUUAUCAGACGAACCUUCAUUAAGAAUACUGGCCUUAAGGCUGGAUCCCAUAAGCUAUUAUACAUAUAAGGAUGCCAGGUUGGGUCUUGUGCAAACGUUCGAGUUCAAGAGGAAGGCGCGAAAGAGAUGCUCGGAAGACAGCAGCUAACAUUUUUCUAAGUUAUACAUUCUUCUGUAUAUUUUUCUACAAGCAACAAAAUGAGUUAUUUAUAAUUUAAAACAUA
Messenger RNA from Drosophila elegans, 5430 nucleotides. RefSeq lists its product as uncharacterized. Gene Ontology annotation, molecular function: gamma-tubulin binding. NCBI's taxonomy places the organism in Eukaryota, Metazoa, Arthropoda, Insecta, Diptera, Drosophilidae. The transcript has a single exon. Bases 129 to 5354 code for a protein of 1741 amino acids. The record is from RefSeq and is a predicted model, not a curated record.